Molecule: messenger RNA, 570 nt
Organism: Dermacentor andersoni
Lineage: Eukaryota; Metazoa; Arthropoda; Arachnida; Ixodida; Ixodidae
Source: RefSeq, a predicted model, not a curated record
UCAGAAAUUAUGGUUGUAUCAGCAAAAUCACUCGAACAAAAUUAGCUGGCCAGAUGCCACGACUGGGCUGACUGGCGUAGACAUGACAGAAGAAUGCACAUUUUUAAAGAUGUAUAAUAUCACCGAGAAGGACUACCACUACUGGCGAAAGUCAAAUAUGUUGAACCAAUGGGUUAAGAGCCACUACCACGGAACAUUUUUUCAAGAUGGUGGACUGGGCUCCAUGAAUGUUUCUGACCUUUCAGCAAUCGAAACAACUCCAUUUGAAGUAAUGAAGCUCAUGUAUGCUGACAAAAAUUGCAGCGUGUUCUUCGUAACACCACUGGAAAACGACGCUCCGACAGUUUGUGAACUCUACGUCCGAAACAAGUCAGUUUCAAGUGGGCCGUCAACAAACUGUACAGAUUAUUACAACCAGCAAUGUAACACAACGAUUGUAUUGUACAACUCAACCUGUCAAGAUGCAGCGACAACAGGGUAGAGCGAGCGGUAAAGAAGUCAAUAAAAAUAUUGUGACUGAUAUAGUAGACGCCUGUCCGCGUCCCCAACAUGAAGUAGAUUACCUCGGCA